Messenger RNA from Drosophila innubila, 798 nucleotides. It is a transcript of the gene GILT3, whose product is annotated as GILT-like protein 3. NCBI's taxonomy places the organism in Eukaryota, Metazoa, Arthropoda, Insecta, Diptera, Drosophilidae. The record is from RefSeq and is a predicted model, not a curated record. Gene Ontology annotation, molecular function: oxidoreductase activity, acting on a sulfur group of donors, disulfide as acceptor. Bases 52 to 768 code for a protein of 238 amino acids. The transcript is spliced from 3 exons.
GUGUUUUAUAUGUGAAGCUGUGUUGAUGUGCGGAAUUGUGCAAUCCGUAAAAUGGAUUAUAAUUGUAAAUGUUGUUGUAUUUUGUGGCUGGCAUUAGCUUUAGCUUUGCCGUUAACUGUGGUAACUGAAUCAACGCCUUCGCCAGAUGAGAUCGAGAAUGUGACAAUGAUUUCGACUACUGCAGCAGAAGAGCUGUCAAUUUCCGAAUUGAAAAAACUGACAUUGGCCAUACAUUAUGAGGCACUGUGUCCGGACAGCAUGUACUUUAUAAGACGCCGACUAUAUGAUGCUCUUAAUGACAACAAUUGGUGGCCAAUCACCCAACUGGAGCUGUAUCCCUUUGGCAAGGCGAAUUUCUAUAACAACACAGCCAUUGGUCGGAUGGAAGUUUAUUGCCAACAUGGAGCCGAUGAGUGUGAACUAAAUGCACUGCAUGCCUGUAUUUUAGAACAUUUAGAACUACGUGACGCCUUCAAUAUGAUCAACUGCAUGUUGCGCUCCUACAGCAACCGGAUUGAUGAGUGUGCCCGGCACUUAAAGCUCGACGUGACCAAGGCCAAGGAGUGCAAAAGGUCGAGAAAAACUCCGGAUAUUCUGAUGCCGUACGGCAAGGCAACUUUGGCACUGCAAAUAUCCUUUGUGCCCAGCAUUGUGUUUGAUAAUCAAUUUUCGCCCUACGAGCAGAGCAGCAUACGUUAUAAUUUUGAAGCUCACUUUUGUCGUCAAUACGAACGCAAAUUUAAAACAAAAGCGCCAGGCUGUGACUAAUUUAUUUAAUUUUGACACUCUUAAAUUGCA